This is a messenger RNA of Dinoponera quadriceps, 3968 nucleotides long. RefSeq lists its product as uncharacterized. Lineage: Eukaryota; Metazoa; Arthropoda; Insecta; Hymenoptera; Formicidae. The record is from RefSeq and is a predicted model, not a curated record. Bases 412 to 3615 code for a protein of 1067 amino acids. The transcript is spliced from 12 exons.
CGUCUCUCGAGGCGUCUCUCGAGUGCGAUCGUAACGGUCUCUCUCCCGCGAUCCCUCGGCGAUCACCAGGACUCACGAGCCUCGUGUACGCGCGACAUCUCGUCGCCCGGCACCUCCACGGAGAAGUCCCGCGUGUAUAUACGUAGAAGGGAGAACCGCCCGGAAUUCUCUGCCCGGGAUCGGUGCAUGACGACGCCGGCGGCUCGCGGACACCCGAAACCGCUCUCGUUGCGUAUCGCCCCGUUUUCACCGCUCUCCGGCCCCGAGACGGACUGAGGAAGCGCGGAUAACUCCGGGUGACUCCGAGAAGCCGCACAACAGACCCGGCGACUCAUCGUCAUCAUCGUCGUCACUGUCAUCGCGCAUCAUCUUGUUCAACCAGCUCGAAUGGGAAGAUGAUAAGAUAUCGACAUGAAUGAUUCAUUGAAGACCGUCGCGAUGGAGACGACGUAUCCCGAGGAGAACUGCUUGAAGGUGUCCCCGCCAAUGCAGAACGUGGCGCGGCAAGACUCGGGCGUACCGGAAGACCUCGCCUCGCCGAUUAACGAUGAGACGCGACCCCUCAACGAGGAGGAUCCGGACCUCACGAUGAACAGCGAGUGCAACAUCACGGUGAUCCACAUCACCGAGUCACAAAACGGCAAGACUAGCGAGAAGUCGCUGAGCGAGAAUAAAGAUAGCAAGGAUGGCAGCGACAGCGGAGUCGAAGGCUGCGCGACGGAAGUACCGAGAGUACGCAGGAACAGCGCCGACUACGGAAGCAGCUGCGGCGGGCUGGACGAGGCCUCCUGCGACUCGAGCCUCGUCAGUUGCUGUUCCGUGUACGAGGACCCGUGCGCCACGCUGCCAGACGACGUGCGGCUCGGCGGGACCGGCGGCGAGGGCACCAGCGAGGGCGGCAGCGAGAGCUCCUCCAUCGCCGGCAGCGUGUCCGUGCGGACGAGUCGCAUGAACGUGAAGAGGGCGGCGGCGACUUCCGGCGCGGCUAAGAAGAAGACGGCCGGCGUCGAGUCGCAGAAGACCGUCCGCGCGAAACAGACGACGGCCGCGUGCCCGAGCGGCGCAAGCCUCGGCGCCGCGACGCCCCGCUCGAAGUCGCGGACCGCCACGCCGCGGAACAUCCUUACCAAGACGCAGAGCCAGAGCGGCGUCAGCAACGGCGGCAGCAGGGAACGCGGGAGCGAGCGGGCGCGCUCGAGGGAGAAGUCGAGCGCGAGAGAAUCGAGUUCCUCCCUGAUCACCGAGGUCGCUAAAACCCCGAUCAGCGGCCGCGCCGUGCCGGCGUACGGCUGCCGUUCCAAUCCGACGUCGUCCGCCUCGUCCUUCACGAGGACGAGGACGAGAGCGUUGCCGGACUCGUUGCCGUCCGUGCUCACCACGGAAAUCAAUAAGGACCUCGCUCAGCGCAGCGGCGUGGGCGCGAGAGCGGUCGCCAGGAGCGACUCGAGGUCGAGGGGCGCGUCCGGCACGCGGGGAUCGCGCACACCAGUCUCCACGCCGUCCGAGGACGCGAGGUCGAAGAUACCGUCCCUCUCGACCGCUCGCGCUCUCUACGGCAUGCGCGCUGCCGACGCGAAGCCGACCUCGCGCGUGGAUCUGAAGAUCGCCGCCGGUCAGCAACAGGACAACAAGGCGUUGGACACGUACGCGACGUUACCGCGCCGGAACAGGAACAAGCUCACGGUCUCGAAGGGCGAGAAGGCGCCGGCCGACGGUAACAGCAGCAAGCUGACGAGAAGCAGACCCGGCAGUCGCGACGCCAGUCUCAGCAGAGCCACGGAGAAGAGGACCGGCGUCAAAGACUUAGCCUCCGGACACAAGAGCCUGCCGCCGUAUCCCAGGCACAAGACCUCCGAGAGGAUCCGUAUCUACCACGAGACGAGCGCGCAGACCGGCCUGACCGGGCGUGACAUCGAGAACGCGAUGUCCGGACAGCCGAGCGCGGUGGCCGGGCCCGAGGUGAUCGAGAGGCUGCACAAAGGCUGCCAGACGGAGGACGCGUGGGACGACAUGCGGGAGAGUCUGAGACGUUCGAGCGAGGAGAGCGACGCGCGGAAGCGGGAGAACGAGAAGCUGAAGCUCGAGUUGACCGAGGUGAAUCGUCUCCUGGAAGAGGAACGGGCGGACCAUGCGUUCGCAAGGCAGGAGCUCGACAGGAACGCCCAGCGAGUCCUGGCUAUGCUGGGCACGCCGCAAUCGGAACACGCAGACGGCAGCGACAGUUUCCUCGAGCUGGAGUGUCACAUACAGUCCUCAGGACAAGUGGUCGCCAAUCAGCAAAUCGAGAUAGCCGAUUUACAAUCGCUCUGCCGUAUGUUGAACAGGGACUUGGACAAGAGCUUGGCCGCGCAGAAGGCCUUGCUGCAACAGCAGCAGGAAUUGGAAGCCGAGUCCGCGGAAAUGCAGGAUUUCCUUCAAGAAGAGAAGGCCACUUUGGCGGACGCGCUAAAAGACGCCGAGAUGGAGCUCAAGAAGAAGGAAGAGACCCUGGUGCAACGAGAGGCGGAAUUGGAAAGGCAAACGGAGGAGUGCAAGCAUUUAGUGCGAAUCAGCGAGCAGAGGAGACAAGAGAAUCUGUCGAUGAGCAUGAAACUGAACGCCGUCGAACGAAGAAGCAGAGAGCUUCUGCUCACCCAAGGCGCUGCUAUGUCCGGCGCAGCUGUCGCCCUCUCUGGACUCGGCACCAGAUUGGAGGGACUGGUGGAUCAGUUAAUCGCUUCUUACAACAUUUCGGUAAAAGAUCUCGAGGACGUCAUAUAUCAUAAUGAAGCGUACAGCAGAAGUAACAGUAGCGUCGAAUCUAGUCCCGUCAGCUCUAAGCAGAGUCUGAAGGAAUGCACGCCGAGUCCGAAGAGCGGAUCCUUCGUUUCCGCGGUGAUCGGCGCGAUUCGAAACGCCGCGACGCACCCUUUCGCGGCCAGAAGCAUCGACAAGAAGUCCAAUCUGGACUCGUCGAAACAGAUUUACAAAGAGCUAAGCAUGGAAUCGUCGUCCGACUUGUUGGAUUUCGAGACCGAGCCCUGCCUGAUGAUGGAGAGCGUCUUGGAGGACGUGCCCUUGCCCGACACAUACUCGCACAACAUGGUGUCGAGCAGCGAUUCCCUGCGCAGAGCGUUAAGCUAUCCCGAAACGGUGGACGAGCACAGCAUGAGGAAGUUGAAAGUCAGCGACGAAUGCAGCAGCCUCACGAAUCUCACCCAGGCGAUCUUGCAUCGUCGCAAGGUCGAGGACGAGGGUGACGAUGACUGCGACUCCAUCAGCGAGUCCGACACCGGCACCAACGAUGGCCCCGUGCCUAUGACGGAUUACUGCCCGCCCGUGGGUCUCGUCGAUCAAGUGAUCGACGUGGAUAAUCUCGUCACGAAGCUCUUAAAGGUGCUACGAAUCAUACAGCUGGAUAACGACACGUGUAUACAGGAAUUGAAGGAGGAAAGGUCCGCCUUGGAGUCGAAGUUAGAAGCGAGCAUGACGGAAUUGGACGAGCUGCGCAAGAUAAUCGACAACCUCCACCAGUCGUCGGAGGAGGCGUUGAGCAACGCGUCGGACCGGCGGCGCAGCGUCGUGGAGAAUUGUCGGAUUCUGAUCAAAGAGAUCACGAUAGGCUCUCUCGAGUAAGCCAAAGAAAAGCUAUUGCUCUCGCGAUACAGGUCGCCUCCUCCACUUGGUCUCCGUAGCUGAAGAAGAAAAGAAAAAGAAACGAUGCACGCACGUGCGUUGCAACAUUCGCCGAUUACAACAUCAUCAUGCGUCAAUAUCGAAGCGAGCUCCUGAAACGAGUCCCGGGAUCGCCGGCUGGAAAACGGCAGAAACGAGUAAUCCGCGGGUAGUAAGUAGCAGCGGUAUAACAAGAGGAAGCUCGCGAAGAAGAUCGAAACGCGGAACUGCCAGGGCUGACUUCUGAUCGUCGUCAACGAGGUAUCAAUGGCGCGUUCACGUGUCUUCCGUGGCGGUAACCAGUUCUAUGGAAA